Messenger RNA from Austrofundulus limnaeus, 1483 nucleotides. It is a transcript of the gene hadhb, whose product is annotated as hydroxyacyl-CoA dehydrogenase trifunctional multienzyme complex subunit beta. Lineage: Eukaryota; Metazoa; Chordata; Actinopteri; Cyprinodontiformes; Rivulidae. The record is from RefSeq and is a predicted model, not a curated record. Gene Ontology annotation, molecular function: acyltransferase activity, transferring groups other than amino-acyl groups. Gene Ontology annotation, biological process: fatty acid beta-oxidation. Gene Ontology annotation, cellular component: mitochondrion.
ACAGCUAUAUCACUGGGUGGGUCCUUUACGGUUUGUAGUCCCGUGGAGAGUGUGUCAGUGUUGAAGCAGUGUUGGUGAGGAAAUUAAACAAAUCCAGAUGGCCUCCAUGUUGCUGAACACGCUGCGGACCUGUGGGCUCAGCCCGUCCUGGGCAGCACGCAUCGGUCCACGAGCUCUCAGUACCACAACACAGCUUCAGGCUCAGGUUCAGACAAAAAGCAAGAAGACGCUGGCUCGACCUGGUGUGAAAAACAUAGUUCUGGUGGAAGGAGUCCGAACCCCGUUCCUGAUGUCUGGAACCACGUAUGCUGAUUUAAUGCCUCAUGACCUGGCCAGAGCAGCKCUUCAGAAUCUGCUGAAAAGGACAGCUUUACCCAAAGAUGCUGUCGACUACAUCAUAUAUGGAACAGUGAUUCAGGAGGUGAAAACCAGCAACGUGGCACGAGAGGCAGCGCUGGGGGCAGGCUUCUCUAACAAGAUUCCUGCUCACACCGUCACCAUGGCCUGCAUCUCCUCCAAUCAGGCCAUGACCUCAGGUGUUGGGUUGAUCGCUGCAGGCCAGUGUGAUGCCAUCGUUGCAGGUGGGGUGGAGUUCAUGUCUGAUGUUCCCAUUCGUCACAGCAGGAAAAUGAGGAAGACCAUGCUGUCCCUGAACAAGGCCAAAACCCUGGACCAAAAGCUGAGCCUAAUCGGCACCAUCACGCCGUCACAUUUCUCUCCAGAGCUUCCUGCCGUGGCUGAGUUCUCCACAGCUGAAACCAUGGGCCACAGCGCAGAUCGUCUGGCUGCUGCGUUUUCUGUUUCCAGACUGGAGCAGGACCAGUUUGCUCUUCGAUCGCACUCGCUCGCCAAAAAGGCUCAGGAUGAGGGGCUGCUGGAGGAUGUCAUUUCUUUUAAAGUGCCAGAUCGGGACAUUGUGUCAAAGGAUAACGGGAUCCGCCCCUCCUCCAUGGAGCAAAUGGCCAAACUGAAACCUGCCUUCAUUAAACCCCACGGCACCGUGACUGCUGCCAACUCCUCCUUCCUGACGGACGGUGCCUCGGCCGUGCUCAUCAUGUCUGAAGACAAAGCUUUGUCCAUGGGUUUUAAACCUAAAGCGUACCUCAGAGACUUCGUCUACGUGUCCCAGGACCCCAAAGACCAGCUGCUGUUAGGACCAACGUACGCUACACCUAAAGUCCUGGAACGGGCCGGCCUGUCUUUGUCUGACAUCGAUGUGUUUGAGUAUCACGAGGCGUUUGCAAGUCAGAUAUUGGCGAAUCUGAAGGCGAUGGACUCAGACUGGUUCGCUCAGACGUACAUGGGCAGGAAAUCGAAGGUUGGGACUCCUCCCCUGGAGAAGCUCAACCUGUGGGGGGGGUCUCUGUCCUUGGGACACCCGUUUGGUGCCACAGGCUGCAGGUUGGUGACCACCGCAGCUCAUCGGCUGAAGAAGGAGGGGGGUCAGUAUGGACUGGUGGCAGCCUGUGCUGCAGGAGGACAG